Molecule: messenger RNA, 1369 nt
Organism: Neolamprologus brichardi
Lineage: Eukaryota; Metazoa; Chordata; Actinopteri; Cichliformes; Cichlidae
Source: RefSeq, a predicted model, not a curated record
GAUCAUGACGUGAGGAAGGCUCUCCGUGUGUUGUCCAGUGCGGAUUCACAGACUUUCAUUUGAAGCAUUUAAAGCUUGAGGACAGUUGUAAAUGUAACGCCGGCGCUUAUAUACUGGGACGUUUUCUACUACAUACAAAGAAAAAAGCUUCCAUCCUUUGAUUAUUUCCAUCGGAGUGAUGGUGACAUUAAGAUCUCUGACCUGCAUUUCUUCAGAAUGCCGAUCAUUUUAUGAACUGCGACGUCAUAUGGAACUCCUUCUGUUGCUGCUUCUUGCAGUUAACAUGGUUGGUGGUCAAAUUCGGUAUUCUAUACCCGAGGAGAUGAAGAAAGGCUCUGUUAUCGGUAAUGUGGCGCAGGAUCUUGGCUUGGAUCUGAAAAGGCUCCGCUCAGGGCGGGCCCGUAUCGUGACCGGAGAAAACGUUCACUACACCGAGCUGCAGACAGACAAAGGGAUUCUGGUUGUGAAUGAGAGAAUAGACCGAGAGCAGCUUUGUGGGGACGUAACGCCGUGUAGUUUCAGCUUUGAACUGAUAUUAGAAAAUCCGAUGGAACUACACCCCAUAACAAUAGAAGUCUUAGAUGUUAAUGAUCAUUCUCCGAUAUUCAAGAAAGCAAAUAUUAUGCUAGACAUUAGCGAGUCCGCAAAUCUCGGUGCCCGAUUUGUGUUAGAUAGUGCAGAGGAUCCUGAUGUUGGAGUAAAUGGACUUCACAAUUAUGUUUUAACCUCGAACGACAACUUUGUUUUAAAACAGCAUGUAAAUCCAGACGGGAGUAAAUAUGCAGAGAUGGUGCUUCAGCGGCAGUUGGACCGAGAAAAGGUACCACAUCUAUCUUUGGAGCUUAUAGCAAUCGAUGGUGGAAAUCCUCAGAGAUCUGGCACCGUAAAUAUAGACAUUAAUGUUUUAGAUGUAAAUGACAACGCUCCCGUUUUCAAACAGUCUGUUUAUAAGGCGACGGUGAUAGAAAAUGCAGCAAAAGGUACUAAUAUUGUCACGGUGAAUGCUAGUGACGCAGAUAGUGGAUCAAAUGGUUACGUCACAUAUUCAGUUUCAAACGUGAAGAGCAAUAUAGCUGAUUUAUUGUCCAUAGAUCAGUUCUCUGGUUCGCUGUUUGUCUCAGGCCUCAUAGAUUUCGAAAAGGAUAAAAAAUAUGAACUCAGGAUAGAUGCAAAAGAUCAGGGCGGACUAACAGACUCAAGCAAAGUGAUAAUUGAAGUAACUGAUGUUAAUGAUAACGUGCCUAUCAUAAACGUUAUGUCAUUCACUAGUCCCGUCUCCGAGGACUCUCCUCCUGGUACCACUAUUGGCAUCAUAAAUGUAAAAGAUCUGGACUCGGGUGAUAACGGACAAGUAAACUGUAGAAUAGAA